AAUCGGACAUCAUGGGUCCAAGCGAUACGUGCAUUCCAUCGGGGUUCAGUCAUGAUUAUCGGUUUAUUCUGGAGUUCACCGUGGACAUUAGGCGUUUCCGGGAACUGGAAUGACAUUGUGGAGCGCGGGGAGGCCAAACUUCGGCAUGUGGUACAUGCUCGGAGCUAGUUCUGAAGAUGAGAGGCUGGCGUUACUGUUGCGGCGUCAGCAGCUCGAAGCUGAGGCCCUCGCGCUUCGCCAUCGCUCCGAGCUAGCUGCUUUCCACCACCAGUCGUCGGCGCAGGUCGAAGCACAAGUUCAGGCAGACGCCCAGAAGAAAACCAUGCGGCAACCGAAAGCAGCACAGACGACGCCCACUUUUGAAACACUUGCCUUUCCAGCAAGAAAUAUAAUUGUUGAUCUUCCAAUCCUGCGUCACAGUUAA
This is a messenger RNA of Gryllus bimaculatus (two-spotted cricket), 424 nucleotides long. The record is from the annotation of a GenBank genome assembly. Lineage: Eukaryota; Metazoa; Arthropoda; Insecta; Orthoptera; Gryllidae.